This is a messenger RNA of Ipomoea nil (Japanese morning glory), 1197 nucleotides long. RefSeq lists its product as uncharacterized. Bases 1 to 1197 code for a protein of 398 amino acids. Gene Ontology annotation, molecular function: RNA-DNA hybrid ribonuclease activity; nucleic acid binding. The transcript has a single exon. Lineage: Eukaryota; Viridiplantae; Streptophyta; Magnoliopsida; Solanales; Convolvulaceae. The record is from RefSeq and is a predicted model, not a curated record.
AUGGCUAGUCAGGGACUUGUCAGAUCGGGGUGCAGGCGAAGGAUUGGCAAUGGACGGACCACACAGAUUUGGGCACAUCCAUGGUUGCCUGAUUCACAGGAUCCUUACGUGUCUACUGAGCAACCGGCUCCCAAUCAGGGUAUGGUUGUUGCUGAUUUGGUGGAUGAUGCUACGGGGGCAUGGAAUAGUAAUUUGAUACAGCAGAUUUUUAAUGCACGAGAUGCCUCCUUGAUUAACAAACUGCCAUUGAAUGACACUUAUGACGAUUUGUGGUACUGGGAAGGAGAUAUUUCGGGGAAUUAUUCGGUAAGAUGUGGCUAUAGGCGGCUAGGGGAUGCUAUGGCACCUAACUCGCAAGUUUGGAGUAGCGUAUGGAAGUUGAAAAUCCCACCCAAUUGGAAGAAUUUUAUGUGGAUUACCCUUUCUAACAUUUUGCCAACUCUUGAUAAUUUGAUAAAAAAGAGGGUGGAUCUAGUUAAUGUAUGCCCGGUUUGUGGUUUAGUAGAGGAAAAUGUCAUGCAUGUGCUUGUUUCGUGUACAUAUGGCUCUCUUGUUUGGAAUCGUUUGCAGUUGCCAAUUCCCCCAUUUAAUGGUAACAAUUUUCUGUUUUGGGCAGAGUUGUGGCUGGGUGGCGCAUCGGCACUGGAUUGUGAUGUUAGAGGGAGAAUUUGUGGUGUGUUGCAUGGUAUUUGGUCAGCCAGGAAUUCGGCAGUUUGGAAUGGGUAUCUGCCAACUCCAACAGCUUUGUGUUGCCGGCUCUCUUCUAGUUGGGCAGCGUGGAAGGUUUAUGGCACUGGUCCCAGGUCCCCACAAGUGCAGCGUCAGUCCGGGUUGCAUGCAAACCAAAUGCAGAAUGGUUUGGCUUGCUAUGUGGAUGCGGCUUUUCAUAAUAAUCAUCAGAAUGCUACCUACGGCUUCUUGGUGAUGGAGGAGGAUGGGAGUUACGUUGCAGUGGCAAAUGGUCCUAUGGUAUGCCCGUAUGAUCCCCUAAUGGCGGAGGCGAUGGCGGUGAGUGAGGCACUAUCUUGGCUUAAGAAUAAUGGUUACACGGCGGUCACACUAUUCACGGAUAGCGCGGUUCUGGUUACAAGCCUUAGUAAUGCACAUUGUUUUCGUUCUUAUAUUGGUUUUGUUUUGGAUUCAUGUAUUCGUUUAAUUUCUUCUAUGCCUGGUACUUUAGUUACGCAUGUUAGAUGA